Brienomyrus brachyistius is the source of this 4582-nucleotide messenger RNA. It is a transcript of the gene srpk3, whose product is annotated as SRSF protein kinase 3. Gene Ontology annotation, biological process: regulation of mRNA processing; spliceosomal complex assembly; protein phosphorylation. The record is from RefSeq and is a predicted model, not a curated record. Gene Ontology annotation, molecular function: ATP binding; protein kinase activity. The transcript is spliced from 16 exons. The coding region runs from base 35 to 3358 and encodes 1107 amino acids. NCBI's taxonomy places the organism in Eukaryota, Metazoa, Chordata, Actinopteri, Osteoglossiformes, Mormyridae.
AUACAGCCCAGUGUGCGUGGUGACAGCUGUCCUGAUGAUAUCGAUGAACGUCCCCAGUGGUAAUCACAACCCGCAGAGCAAAUACGGCAAGAAGCACAAAAAGAAGAGCAAGAAGCACCGCAGAGCGGCAGACGUGGACAUCUCCAGCUUGGAGCUGCAGCCUCAGAGUUCCAACAACAUAGACGAAGUUCAUAUCCUCACGCUUCACAGGCAUCCUGCUGCAACCAGGACGCCUUCACCUCCACUGCUUCAUCUUUCUCAAAGUCCUCCUGACCUUCAGCCUGCUGUGCUAUUUUCACCAUCCAUACCCAUACCACUCGUUCCCACCAAUCAGGCAUCGUCCUACUCAGAAACUUCACCCACAUCUGGCUCUCAUCCUGUUACUGCACUUUCCUCCUCCAUACCCAUACCACAAACUAAGCAACCAAUACCAUCCUCAGGAACUCCACCCUCUCCUGAAUUUUAUCCCUCUACUCCUCUUUUCCCAUCCAGACCCAUAUUACAGAUCCCAGUCAAAAGGCUAAAUCCAGUCUCAAAAACUCCACCCAUACCUGAUCUUCAUCCUCCUGCUAUAGUCUCCCCAUCUAUACAUACACCCCAAACCCCAACCAAACAGCUGAAUGAAGCUUCACAAACUCCACCCAUACCUGAUCUUCAUCCUCCUGCUACAGUCUCCCCAUCUAUACCUACAUCCCAAACCCCAACCAAACAGCUGAAUCAAGCCUCAAAAACUCCACCUAUACCUGAUCUUCAUCCUCCUUCUACAGUCUCCCCAUCUACACCUACACCAGAAACCCAAACCAAACAGCUGAAUCAAGUCUCAAAAACUCCACCCAUACCUGAUCUUCAUCCUCCUGCUAUAGUCUCCCCAUCUACACCUACACCCCAAACCCCAACCAAACAGCUGAAUCAAGGUUCCAAAACUCCACCCAUAACUGAUCUUCAUCCUCCUGCUACAGUCUCCCCAUCUACACCUACACCAGAAACCCAAACCAAACAGCUGAAUCAAGUCUCAAAAACUCCACCUAUACCUGAUCUUCAUCCUCCUGCUAUAGUCUCCCCAUCUACACCUACACCCCAAACCCCAACCAAACAGCUGAAUGAAGCUUCACAAACUCCACCCAUACCUGAUCUUCAUCCUCCUUCUGCAGUCUCCCCAUCUAUACCUACAUCCCAAACCCCAACCAAACAGCUGAAUCAAACCUCAAAAACUCCACCCAUACCUGAUCUUCAUCCUCCUGCUAUAGUCUCCCCAUCUACACCUACACCCCAAACCCCAACCAAACAGCUGAAUCAAGGCUCAAAAACUCCACCCAUACCUGACUUUUUUCCUUCCAGUAUGGUCUCUCCAUCUAUACCCACACCACAAAUUUCAGCCGAACAGCUGAAUCAACCUUCAGAAACUCCUCUUUCUCUUGACCUUCAUCCUGCCGCUCCACUUUUUCCAUCCACUCCCACACUACGGGCCACAACCAGACCGCCAACAACCCCAUCGGAAACCCCACCCUCUUUAGACCUUCAGCCCACUGCUCCACUCUGCCCAUCUAUACCUGUACCAAGGAUCCCAAGCAAACAGCCGCCACCUUCAUCAGAAGCUCCACCCACUUCUGAUAGCCCUUCUCUGUGUGUGCUUCCUGAUCAGUUCACUAUCCCUCCCACACCAUCUGUCACCUCAGCCAAAGCCCCCCCAUCACAGGCCCUCAGCCCUCCACCGCCCGAAUACACUCCACCCCCUCCAGAGCUCCUGGGUUCAGAUGAUGAGGAACAGGAAGACCCUACUGAUUACUGCAGAGGUGGGUAUUAUCCAGUGAAGAUAGGAGACCUGUUCAAUGGGCGGUACCAUGUUGUCAGGAAGCUGGGCUGGGGACACUUCUCCACCGUCUGGCUGUGCUGGGACCUCCAGAGGAAGCGAUUCGUGGCCCUCAAGAUCGUGAAAAGCGCUCAGCAUUACACGGAAACAGCUCUGGAUGAGAUCAAACUGCUGAAAUGCGUGCGAGACAGCGACCCCACUGACCCUAAACGAGAGACUAUAGUACAGCUGAUUGAUGACUUCAAGAUAUCUGGCAUUCACGGUGUUCACGUUUGCAUGGUUCUGGAGGUUCUUGGCCACCAGUUACUGAAAUGGAUCAUCAAGUCCAACUACAUGGGCUUGCCCCUGGUCUGCGUGAAGAGCAUACUCCGCCAGGUCCUGCAGGGUUUGGAUUACCUCCACACCAAAUGCAAGAUUAUCCACACAGACAUCAAGCCAGAGAACAUCCUACUAGAAGUAGAUGAGGUGUACGUCCGGAGGCUGGCCGCCGAGGCCACCAUCUGGCAGCAGGCCGGAGCACCACCCCCCUCCGGCUCCUCUGUUAGCACCGCCCCCAGGGAGAAGCAGACAGGCAAGGUCUCUAAGAACAAGAAGAAGAAGCUGAAACGCAAGGAAAAGAAGCAGCAGAAGCUGCUGGAGGAGAGGCUGCUGGACCUUCAGAGGAUGGAGGAGCUGGCCAGCACGUCGCCCCCUUGGGGACGGGGGGUCGCACCGCAGGAGGGCACUGAACCCGACAGACAGGAUACGCAUUUGUCCCCAGGCCCAUUGUGUACAGAGAAUGGGAACGGGAGCAGCUAUGGCAGUGGGCCGGCAGUGGCUCCCAGUAAGGCCAGCCCGGAGUGGCUGUCCUCAGGGGUGGGGGACAUGCGCUUUUCCAGCCCCGGCUCCGGCCUGUCCGGCUCCAUCCUGUCCCGCACCUCAGAGUCGGCCCUCUCCACACUGUCAGGAUACUCCACUGAGAGAGACAGCCAUCGCUCACUGCUCUCCCCACACAUGUUUAGUGCAGCGGAUUUCCUGGUCAAUCCCUUAGAGCCGCAGAACGCGGAUAAGAUCCGCAUCAAGAUAGCUGACCUGGGCAACGCUUGCUGGGUGCACAAACAUUUCACAGAGGACAUCCAGACUCGACAGUACCGUGCACUGGAGGUCUUGAUCGGUGCUGAAUAUGGUCCCCCAGCUGACAUCUGGAGUACCGCCUGUAUGGCGUUUGAGCUGGCCACCGGGGACUACCUGUUCGAACCUCACUCAGGAGAAGAAUACACGCGAGAUGAAGAUCAUAUUGCCCACAUAGUUGAGUUGCUAGGACCCAUUCCACCCCAUUUUGCCCUCUCCGGACGAUAUUCCCGGGAAUACUUCAAUCGCAGAGGCCACCUGCGGCACAUCUCCAGCCUGAAGCCAUGGGGUCUCUUUGAGGUGCUGCUGGAGAAAUACGAGUGGCCCCUGGAGCAGGCGGCCCAGUUCAGUGACUUCCUCCUCACCAUGCUGGACUUCAUCCCCGAGAAGCGGGCCACUGCUGCCCAGUGCCUGCGGCACCCCUGGCUCAGCUCUUAGUCAGUGGACCUCUGCCCUGCCACCUCACAAACAGCAAGGAGCAGACAGGGCCUCAGCCACCUCACAGACGGAGCCUCAGCCACCUCACAGACGGAGAGACGGAGCCUCAGCCACCUCACAGACAGAGCGACGGAGCCUCAGCCACCUCACAGACAGAGCGACGGAGCCUCAGCCACCUCACAGACAGAGCGACGGAGCCUCAGCCACCUCACAGACGGAGAGACGGAGCCUCAGCCACCACACAGACAGAGCGACGGAGCCUCAGCCACCUCACAGACGGAGAGACGGAGCCUCAGCCACCUCACAGACGGAGAGACGGAGCCUCAGCCACCACACAGAGUGACGGAGCCUCAGCCACCUCACAGACAGAGCGACAGAGAGACAGAGCCUCAGCCACCUCACAGACAGAGCGACAGGGCCUCAGCUACCUCACACACAGAUCGAGAGGUAGACGAAGCCUCAGCCUCGUCACUACUGCUACCCACACGCAUACAUAAACACGCACACAGGCAUGACUCAAGGGUUGAUGUUUGCUUCUGAAGUGAAAUUGGUCACAAAAGGAAUGACCUCAAAUUUUUUUCCCCACUCUUUUUUUAAAUCACAACAUUCAGCAGUGUUACAUCCUUUCGCCGUUUUAAGUUUUAAUGAUAGUGCCUUGAUCUUUGUGAGUAAAAUACUUAGUCCAAAACAAAGAAAUGCCUUUACUUUUGAUACGUGUCGCGAGUGACGUGGGGAUGCAUCGCAGUGGCCAUGUGCUGUAUGGAAGCAAAGCUAAGAAAACAACCUGUGUACUUAAUAAACAUUUAAAAAGCAAAGUGUGGUGCGUAAGCUGGGCUCAGGUCCCACUACGGUCAUACAGUAGCAUUAAAGGGCCUUUAUGUAUGUGGUCUCUGAUUGCAGUUCUCUGUUCUGAUAUGAAGCAGGUUAGCCAAAGAAUAAAACUCUUUGAUUUCUUUAAAAAUAAAUGAAUAGAAACUAGCUUGCUCCAGAUUCCUCCAAUGGAAAAAAAAGGAACUAAAUGAUCAAACAUUUAUCUCUUGCCAGGUGUGGGAUAGAAUACAUCAUGGUACGUAACAAUUCCAGUUUCGAGAAACUCAACCCAUCAUUCCCUGAAAGCACAUGGGUCUAAGUUUUCAAUAGAAAAUGAAUGAAUUCUGUUUCUGAGAUAAAUGAAAUAAACCUGCACAGUCCACAUGUAGUCUUGUGCAGCAGAAUAUUAAUUCA